Messenger RNA from Chara braunii, 1700 nucleotides. Lineage: Eukaryota; Viridiplantae; Streptophyta; Charophyceae; Charales; Characeae. The record is from the annotation of a GenBank genome assembly.
GACAACAAUUACCUUGGUACCCAAGACCCCCAUGAAACCACCUCUAACCUUCUCAGGAGACAAGAAGGAUGAGGCUCUCGACACGUGGUUGAGAACGGUGCCAGUGUGGGUGAGGGCAAAGAGGACAUUGGUAAAGGAGGAAGUGAUUACUGCUGCAUCCUACUUAAUAGAAGGUUCGUCAACUUGCUGGCUAAGUGGAUUGGUAGCUUCAAAUGGGUUCGGGAGGAACAUGGGUGAUUGGGCGCAGACCCACACCUUAGAAAGCUUUCUGGAUUUAGUGGAAGCACGAUGGCACAACCCUCAACAGGCACAGAUUGCCACUGAUGGGCUAUUAAAGCUUGAUGCUAGGAAGUACAAGUCAGUGCGAGAGCUUACCACGACCGUAGAGCGCAUGAUUGUUGUCCCAGGAGUGGAGUACAAUCCACAGGUCUUAUUGACCAUGUUCUUAAGAUGUCUUCCCACAGACAUCAAGAACUUACUGGCCAGCGAGGCUCGGUUACAGUAUCACACCUUUGAGACAUUCGGUAAGAAGGCCCUAGACUUAGAGGCUACGCUGGGUGGUGCCCAAACCCCCUCUACGGACAGAAGAAAGAAGAAGGCUCCACAAGAGUGGAAGAAAAAAGGCAGUCGAUUGAUGAUGGUUGAUUCCGAUGGGAAUCAAACUGCGAUCGAUGAUGUUUCUGAACUUGUGAAGAGUGCAGAGUUGGACGGCGAGGAGAGUGCUAAGGGUAACAACCUCGCCGCAACAGUUAAGACUAAGGCAGGUGGCCGCGGCAAGGGCGGUCAGCAAAGGAGUCAUGGGCAAGCCGCCAACCCAAACAAAAUAGUUGCUUGGGUGAGGGCCGGUUUGGAUCAGGAAGUGUGGCGAGACCAUUGGUCGCGUGGUGCUUGCAUAAACUGCAGCGAGUACGUCCAUACGCAGUUUAAAUGCAAGAACCCGAAGGUCUUGCAGAAGAUCCCUCCUAAGGCCUUAGAAGACCUUCAAGGUGAGUGGUCGGCAAUGGAUCCUCAUGAGCCCUGGGUGGCACGAAGUAGAGGUCCUAGAGGGGAGCACUUCGUUGUGGAAGUUGGUGUGGGUGGUCACAAGUGUGGCGCCUUCGUAGACAUUGGCUCCACGCGAAACUUCAUAAGUCGCGACUGCGUUGAUAGACUGCGCCUAAAGGACCGGGUGCAGCGCCUGAGUAGACCGGUAGCAUCUACUUUGGCCAACAAAGAGCACACGAUGGUGGAGGACUACGUUAAAGACGUGGUCUGCACGUUCUCCUACCUAGGAGGAGAGAUAAACCAUAAGAUAUCAUUCCUGGUGAGCGACGAUUUGCCCUUUGACAUGUUGUUGGGCAUGUACUACAUCGAGGUUGUCAAGCCCCAGUUUGACUGGGACAAGGUGUUGGAGCACGAGUUGCCUAAUGGGAGGACCGUUAGACUGGCUAAGUAUAAAGUCAAUUACCUAGGUGCGCUGAUUUCUAAGUUUGGCUUAUCCGAGGACGUGACUCGAUCCUUGGGGGAAGCCUACAAGGAAGAUCCCGUCAUGAUGGACAUUAUCAACAAACUGCAGGCUAAAGACAAGGCCACUAUUGACAAGUUUGUGAUGGUGGAUGGGUUACUCUUUCUUGAAAUGGGGUUUGACAGCAGACUGUCGAACACAUCAAGAAAUCUCAAGAAGCUAUGAUUGCUUUUGAGAACAAACGUCGCCGACAGUC